CCUGAAACAAAAACGACAAGCUGUAGCGAAGUCGCGCGCAUCUCAACACGCCUUAGCUUUGCUUAUAGUGAAGUUAAGAAAGUGAGAGCACACUGACCCGCCUGUGUGUGUGUGUGUGUGUGUGUGUGUGUGUGUGUGUGUUUUAUUCGGAAUAAAGUUACGGAGAUAAUUCGGUUUAUUUCUUUCCUGCAUGCAGGGGUGAAUGACUUCACGGAGUGCCGGAGUCGCCUCGGGACGCGAGGACACGCCCCACGGCGGCGCAGCAGGAACUAUGCAAAGAGCCAUGGAGAGGAACAACCUGAAGAGCGAGCCAAGAACCAGCGAGAAGAAAUGCUCGUGGGCGUCCUACAUGACCAACUCGUCCACUCUGAUCGUCAUGAUCGGCCUCCCCGCCAGAGGCAAGACCUACAUGUCCAAGAAGCUGACUCGCUACCUCAACUGGAUCGGAGUGCCCACGAAAGUGUUUAACCUGGGCGAGUACAGGCGUGAGGCCGUCCGCUCGUAUAAAUCCUACGACUUCUUCAGACACGACAACACCGAGGCCAUGAGGAUCAGGAAACAGUGCGCUCUCGAGGCUCUGCAGGACGUGAAGAGUUACCUAAACGAGGAGGGAGGACAGAUCGCUGUGUUUGAUGCCACGAACACGACUCGAGAGAGGCGAGAUCUCAUCCUGGAUUUCGCCCAGGAGAACGCGUACAAGGUGUUUUUCGUGGAGUCGAUCUGCGACGAUCCAGAUGUCAUCGCUGAAAAUAUAAUGGACGUGAAGGUGUCGAGUCCGGACUAUCCCGAGAGAGACCGCGAGAGCGUCAUGGAGGACUUUCUGAAGAGAAUCGAGUGCUACAAAGUCACAUAUCAACCAUUAGACCCAGACAACCAUGACAAAGAGCGCUCCUUCAUCCAGGUGAUCAACGUAGGCCAGCGUUUCCUGGUGAACCGCGUGCAGGAUUACAUCCAGAGCAAGAUCGUGUACUACCUAAUGAACAUCCACAUGCACAAACACACCAUCUACCUCUGCCGUCACGGAGAGAGCGAACACAACGUGCAGGGUCUGAUCGGGGGCGACGCGGGCCUGUCCGCUCACGGGAAAGAGUUUGCUAUGGCGUUGCGGGAUUUCAUAGUGGACCACCGGCUGGUGGAUCUGAAGGUGUGGACGAGCCAGCUGAAGCGCACCAUCCAGACGGCCGAGGCUCUGGGCGUACCGUAUGAGCAGUGGAAAAUCCUCAAUGAGAUUGACGCUGGCAUCUGUGAGGAAAUGUCCUAUGACAUGAUCAAGGAGAAGUAUCCUGAUGAAUUCGCUAUGAGGGAUCAGGACAAAUAUCAUUACCGGUACCCAGGAGGGGAGUCAUACCAGGAUCUGGUGCAGAGACUCGAGCCGGUGAUAAUGGAGCUGGAGAGGCAGGGCAGUGUGCUGGUUAUCAGUCACCAGGCCGUCAUGAGAUGCCUGCUCGCAUACUUCUUGGACGUUAGCGCUGAUGACUUGACUUAUCUGAGGUGUCCCCUCCAUGUGGUGCUGAAACUCACGCCUGUGGCUUACGGUUGUAAAGUGGACAUGUUCGACCUGAAUGUUGAAGCCGUGAACACACACCGAAACAGACCACUCGCCAACAGCAAACACGAAGCUGUGAUGAGGAGGAACAGCUUCACUCCCAUGUCCAGUCAGGACCAGGUGAAGCGGCCGCGAGUCUUCAGCGUCGGAAACCCACCCUGCACCCCUCUGCCUCCAUCGCUGAGCUCCACAGAUGUCCCUGAGGCGCAGGAGGCCGAUGAACUCGACGAGAAACAAGAAGCACCGAACUGCUGGAGUCCUGGAGUUUGAGACAAUGGACAGAAGUGAAGACACUCAAGCACUUAAAUCUCCACCUGGAUGAGUCAGACUCACACCUUCUUGCGUCCACAGCCAAGCCCAGAAACUCUGUGUGUGUGUAUGUGUGUGUUGUGCGUGUGUCUGUCUGUCUGUCUGCCUUUAUGGUUGGCUCAUUUAAAGAAAUAGUUCAGCAAAACAAUCAAAUGUACGCACUGCUCUCAUUAGCAUAAAUGUAGUCAGUCAGCUGACGCAUGUUUGGUGUCUGAGGUUUGCUACGAGGCUAACAUAGCUAACAAUUCAUGGACGACUAUGAGACAUAAAUACGUCCACAAAUCUUCAUAUUCUUGCUUCAAACAACGAUGUAAGGUACGUAAUCUUGUUACAAUAGCUGAGGAAGUCCACAUUUACAAAUUUAAGUUUAAAUUUGAGCUAAUAUAUCCCAAUUAUUUGAUAUUAUCUUACAGUGCUCUUGAAAUAUCGCUUGUGAUUGGUCGUUUAUAGUCUCCAGUGUCAGUGCUUUGUAAAAGUCAGAAGUAAAGCCAUAAAUUUUCCAAAGUGCUUUACAGUUUCUCGGUAACAUGACAAGCUGCGUUUUUGUCUUAUUAAGUUCAAGCAAUCCUGAGUGAUAACAGGAGCUAACUUGUUUUGUGAAUGUUUCACACCAUUAAUGUGACUAUAAACGGAUAAAAAGUAUGACGUGUAGUUCUUUAAUAAAUAAUUUUAAUCGUUGGCAAAUUGCUGAGAAUAAAAUACUUCAGUAUGUGCUGUCAUAGGAAAAGAAUCAACUUUUAUCCAUAUCAGCUCCAUAUCAUUACACUUCCCCUGUGUUGAUUAUUUUCCUACAACAGCAUGCUCCAGAAAGUGCUUUAUUCUUUACUUAGGCUCCACCCCUAUGGUGAAAAGUGGAAGUGAUGUAUUAUUGAAUAUUGUUCCAUUUUAAACUUACGUUUGUUAAUAUGCACUUAUUAAUAUCUGAAGAAAGAAUAUGAAAGUUUUGGCUUGUAUUCAGCUCCAGUGCAAAUCUGAAGAUGGACACCAGACUUGGAUAAUCGAUUAUUUUUGGGGUAACAGUUAGCCUUUUCAUUCGUAAGUCUCUUUGGAAAAGUAUUUGCCAAGAAAUUACACCUAAAUGUCGCCUUUCUGCCCAGCGCCAAGUGGAUUGUGUGGCAUUGCUUGCUUUAUGAAGUUAUUUAAUUCCCAAAUUGAAUGAUUUAUGUGUCAUUAGGUCAUCUAAGAGCUACUCCACCCCACUAUUGAAUCCUCAGUCUGCAACUGUGCGUGUUCACUUGAUGCUGUAGUGGGAUAAUGAGUCAAUCAGGAAGCAUGUGAGCUGCAUUACCAGGCGUGUAAUCCUUUUGGCCACUAAUCCCAGAAACUCAGACAAGAUUGUGUCUUACACAAGCAGAAUGACACAACAGAGAUGCAGAUGUACCUUCCUUCCCUUUCCUUUAAACGGAAACACCAUGGUCUCCAUGCCUGUAAUGCUUCAUCUAACUUACUUCGGAAAGCAGAAAUCCAGCUAACUGUGAUGGCUGAUGUGUAUGUUCCUCCUCCUCAGCAUAAAUCUCAGUAAAAGGGGUGUGGCCUCUGUGCCUCAUUGUCAAUUAAAGUAAUAAUAUUUAUGGGAUAAAGUUAGCAUAAAAACUGCUGGGAUUCACAUGUUCUGUUAUAGUCCGAGAUCUCCUCGAAGGGCUAAUCAGGGUAGCGCUACAGGAGUUAUUUGUACACUUUGUUUUUCGUGCCACAGCUGCUGAUUACCUCGCACAGAAUACCAAUGGCUGGUAUCACCAGUCGAGUAUUUAGUAAAGAUCUUGAGAAAACUUCUGAACGUUUUAAGGAAUGUCAUGAGUAAAAUAAGAAGGCAAUACGUACAAGCAACGAGCAAAAAAUACGCAAAAUGAGCUUUUAAA
Pangasianodon hypophthalmus (striped catfish) is the source of this 3714-nucleotide messenger RNA. It is a transcript of the gene pfkfb2a, whose product is annotated as 6-phosphofructo-2-kinase/fructose-2,6-biphosphatase 2a. The record is from RefSeq and is a predicted model, not a curated record. The coding region runs from base 203 to 1816 and encodes 537 amino acids. The transcript is spliced from 16 exons. Gene Ontology annotation, cellular component: cytosol. NCBI's taxonomy places the organism in Eukaryota, Metazoa, Chordata, Actinopteri, Siluriformes, Pangasiidae. Gene Ontology annotation, molecular function: fructose-2,6-bisphosphate 2-phosphatase activity; 6-phosphofructo-2-kinase activity; ATP binding. Gene Ontology annotation, biological process: fructose 2,6-bisphosphate metabolic process; fructose metabolic process.